Messenger RNA from Psilocybe cubensis, 1116 nucleotides. RefSeq lists its product as uncharacterized. The record is from RefSeq and is a predicted model, not a curated record. The coding region runs from base 1 to 1116 and encodes 371 amino acids. The transcript has 5 exons. Gene Ontology annotation, biological process: protein phosphorylation. NCBI's taxonomy places the organism in Eukaryota, Fungi, Basidiomycota, Agaricomycetes, Agaricales, Agrocybaceae. Gene Ontology annotation, molecular function: ATP binding; protein kinase activity.
AUGCCGUUACUCAGCCGAAUCGUCGAAAAUGAAGAGGCCGAGUACGACGGACUACUUACUCCAGCGGAAGCAGACUGGGUUGAACUGCAACCCCUCUUGCUGAAAAAUGGAUAUCAUCUUCGUCCUAGAUAUCACCCAAACUGGAAACCUUCCUGGAGGCGACUUUGGAAUUUCUUCUACAAAGAUAUGUGGAAAUGCCCGGACCGUAUCGGAUUAAGAAGGUGGAACCUCAUCGAUGCGGUUCGGGCCCACGAUGGCAAGAGAGUGGUAAUAAAACGGGUGAUUGUUGAAGACGACAAUAUAGGCAUCUUAAAGUACUUGAACCAACCUGAAAUGCUCAAAGACCCUCGCAAUAAUACGGUCCCUCUGUUGGAUGUCAUAUCUGUACCGAAGCCUCCUGGAAGUAAAGAAACUGCACUUAUUGUGAUGCCAAUCUUGUACCCCUUUUUCUCUUUUAUGUAUCCUUUCCAUCAUGCGAAGGAGGUUGUGUACGCCAUGGAGCAACUACUCCUGGGAGUACAAUUCCUGCACGAGCACUACAUCGCGCAUAGGGACGCUUGCGUCUUUAACUUUAUGAUGGAUCCAACAAACAUUAUUCCUACAGGCGCUCAUCAUCAGGAUGAUCGCCUUCAACCUGACGGCAAAACUCGCAUCCAGUUUAGGGAUCGCUGUUCAGUUGGCCCAAUCAAAUCCUACAUGAUUGACUACGAGUUUGCGGACUUUUUCCCGCCAGGUAACACCCUAUGCAUUGGUCGUUAUGGCCAGGAGAAGGAUGUACCUGAGAUGUCGCUUACCGAACCAUACGAUCCCUUUAAGCUGGAUGUAUACCAAUUAGGUGGUGUCGCUCGGAUGCUUAUUGAAGAGUAUGAGGGGUUGGAUUUUCUUGUUCCAAUUCGCGACGCUAUGAUGCAUCCUGACCCAACACAGCGAUUGACUAUUACCGAAAGCUUAUCACUCUUUCGGAACACUAUUUCAAGUCUUGAUGCAGAGUUUCUCUCGCAGAGCAUUCAAAUGAAGUUCCGAAUGUCAAUGUCAAAUCCAGAUGCUUUACCCCCUCCCACCUCGCCUCUGCCUGAGAUCAGAAAAGGGUUUUGGAAGUUCUGUAGCAGGGUUUGA